AUGCCGAAGAAGGGUAAAGGUCGUAUGGGAAGUCCUCUUUACUGGGGAAUGCUCAAUCCCAUAGAUAUGCAGCGUUAUAACUAUCUUAGACUUGCAUUGUCCAGCAGCGAAACUAAAAAUCAGAGGAAUCGUCGCAUUGCAACUUUUACAGAAGCGAUGGAAGCUGUUCGUGGUUUUGCAAUUCGUGGGGACUCUAAUGAUAAGCUUAGAUGCCUUGUUUGUGGAAUUGCCUGGCUUCCAGAAGGAAUUGCAAUCAACACCCAUCAGCUCAAAUUAUUGAUUUCAAGAUGUAAAUCUUCAAUCAAUGGAAGUCUUCAGAAACUCGGAUUUACAGAAAACCUUGGAAGGACAGCUGCAGCAAAUGCUAUGAUUGCCCAAUACUCAUUCCUUAAAGAAAACUCUACUGAGUUGCGUAAGUGGUCUGUUAGAAGGAAGCCAUCAAGUACACCAAUUGAAACAUUGAAUGCCUUCGCUAUCAAAUCUUACGCACCUGAUCAGCUCUCACAGAUCGUUCCUCCAGUUGAGCAAACCCCUCCACCAUCAGAAAUUAAAGAGCAAUCAAACGAACCAAAGAUUGACUUCCUUGAUAACUUUGAUUUUACAGAUUUUCAGGAGAGUAUGCUUUGGGGGUAA
Molecule: messenger RNA, 633 nt
Organism: Trichomonas vaginalis G3
Lineage: Eukaryota; Parabasalia; Trichomonadida; Trichomonadidae
Product: transcription-initiator DNA-binding domain ibd family
Exons: 1
Coding region: 1-633 (210 amino acids)
Source: RefSeq, a predicted model, not a curated record